AUGUGGGCUAAAGCUCCUCGGAAUUUCAAGACCCCAAACAUGGAUCUCUAUGACGGAAUGACCGACCCGAGACACCAUCUCAGCAACUUUAAAAGCCGGAUGUACCUAGCUGACGCCUUCGAUGCUACCCGUUGCAAAGCCUUCCCGACUACUUUGACCAAAGCAGCAAUGAAGUGGUUCGAUAACUUAUCCCCUAGGUCGGUAACUGGCUUUGACGACCUAGCAAGGAAGUUUCUGACCAGAUUCUCCAUCCAAAAGGAUAAAACGAAGCACGCCACGAGCUUGCUAGGAGUUAAGCAAGAGGUCGUGAAAAUCCUCCGAGACUACAUAGAAAGGUUCAAUAAGGCUUGUUUGGAGAUUCAAAAUCUGCCUACUAAAGCCGUGAUCAUGGGAUUAGUUAACGGUCUUAGAAAGGGGCCGUUUUCUCAAUCUAUAUCUGAAAGACAUCCAAGUUCCUUAAAUGAAGUGCAAGAAAGAGCGAAAAAAUACAUCAACAUAGAGGAGAAUUCUCGACUAAGGGAACCUUUCUUGGGACCAACCUUGCCCUACCAACCUCGGGAAAAGGAAAAAGAACCCAAGAAGAAGGAAGAGCAAAACCUCGAGAAGCCCCGAAGGUACCACAAUUAUACUCCCCUUAGAGUCUCUUUAGUGGAUGUUUAUAGAGAGAUAUGCCACACGGAAAAGCUUCCACCUCCUCGUCCGAUCAAACAUAAGAAGACAAGAAGCUGGAUAGAAUACUGUGAGUACCAUAAGCUCUAUGGAAAUUCCACCAACGAAUUUAUAACUUGA
Arachis ipaensis is the source of this 789-nucleotide messenger RNA. RefSeq lists its product as uncharacterized. Lineage: Eukaryota; Viridiplantae; Streptophyta; Magnoliopsida; Fabales; Fabaceae. The record is from RefSeq and is a predicted model, not a curated record.